Messenger RNA from Drosophila persimilis, 720 nucleotides. RefSeq lists its product as uncharacterized. NCBI's taxonomy places the organism in Eukaryota, Metazoa, Arthropoda, Insecta, Diptera, Drosophilidae. The record is from RefSeq and is a predicted model, not a curated record. Bases 10 to 660 code for a protein of 216 amino acids. The transcript is spliced from 2 exons.
AUCGAGAAAAUGAAAUCGUUUGGGAAUUUCGGGGCAUUCUGCCUACUCAUCCUCGUCGCGGGUCUCAGUGCUGGAGUUGAAGCUCGGCGGUUGGCCCUGCGUCCGUUGUCGGUGCGGGAGCUGCGCGCUGCCCUGAGGGAGACAGGUCUGGAUGAAGAUUCCGAGGCUGGAAGAUCGAUUUCCUCUGCUUUGGCUGGCAUCACAGGCUUCGCCCUGGGCAUCACCAAGGGCGUCGGUGGCUCCCUACUCUUUGACGUGAUCACCUCGAAUGCCACAAUCCAGUAUGUCACCAAUCUGCUGAACACCACCUCCUCCUCAACGACGGGAACCACUGGCACUGCUCAGGAGAUCUGCUUCAAGAGCCGCAGUGCCGAUGGAGAGACCAUCAGUGGACGGAGUAGCAAUAACAGAGAUUCGAGUGAUGAUCUAGUCUACAGCGAUCCCAUUAGCUCAGAGCUGUCCGGUGAGGAGCGACAGUUGGGCACAGGGACUGGCACCGGCACGGGGUCAUCCGGUGGAGGCGUCACCUGCAUUGUGCUCAACUCUGGAGUCAGGCGGCGACGUCAGCUGGUGGUACGCCCUGAUACGACUGCAAACACUCGCAACCGCAACCGAUCCCGGCGCCAGUCCAAGCGGCGAGUCGACCAGAGGGUUCGCUGAGCACAGUCUUUGAACUUAGACGACCCCUAACCUACUUUAAGCUAUCACUUAUUUAUUGAU